AUGUUUAACUUUAAAGUUCUCUCUUUUCGAGCUAAUAUUAGUAGUGAAGAACUUUAUCAUAUUGUUCUUCCUGACGUUCGUCGUUGCCGCUACGGCGAUUGGCCGUCGUUGGUUCAACCAGCUCACCGUCAAGAAGAUACUGCUCGACGUCAUCGUUCUACUGUAUUUCUCACCGCGACCAUACAAGAACAUGCAGAUCUGGCACAACUUGGUCGUGGCGAUAAUGAUCGGUGGCAGUAUCGUUGUGGUCGGACUGAUUGUUCAUCCGUACUUGGCGACAAGGCUAUUCUCGAGGAAGAUCAUCAAGACGCUCAAUAG
Heterostelium album PN500 is the source of this 318-nucleotide messenger RNA. RefSeq lists its product as uncharacterized. NCBI's taxonomy places the organism in Eukaryota, Evosea, Eumycetozoa, Acytosteliales, Acytosteliaceae. The record is from RefSeq and is a predicted model, not a curated record. The transcript has 2 exons. Bases 1 to 318 code for a protein of 105 amino acids.